AUGAUACGAUUCAUAAUAGUAGCAGCUUUGCUCACCGUUUCAAUUCAAUCAGAAUCUGAAUGUGUGGAUAAGAGCACAUUCUGUAGAUUCAUCACUUCACUAUGUAACAGUACAGCUCAUCAGGAUAUGCUUAGACAGAGUUGUGCUAAGACAUGUGAUUUGUGUGAACUUCCAUCUUUGAAUAUCACUGAGAACCCUGACGACAUAAUUAUCCAAAUUGCUAAACGUGCUUUGAAAGAUAAACUCAAUUGUACUCAGAACGGUGAUGUUAGAAAGUGCGUGUUCAAUAGAAAGAAUACAACAGCAACAACUAGAAGUUCGAGUACCGAGGGAACCCCUGCGCCAAGCAGGGCCAGAGUGGUAGUCAGUCCUCCUGCUAACGCUGCCUUGAAGAAGUUCGUUGCUGACAAGAAAGAAACCAAAGUUGAAAUUGAAAUUGAGAACAAAACUCAGAUUAUUAUCGAGAAUGAUCAAACUAAGAUCGCAGUUGUUCUACCAACUGAUGCUGAAUUGAAGAACACAACACACGAAUAUAGAAAAUUCAGAUUACAAGAGCUUAUGAGCACAGCUGACUUGAGAUUACCCCGUAUAACGAAUGUACGCCCAGACUCCAUGUCAGUUUCAUUGUCGAAGACACUCAUUAAAGGAACUUGUUUUGAUGAAUAUGUAUACUGUCGAGAAUUCGAAGCUUUAUGCAUUCAUCCGCAGUUCAGUGAUAUCAUGGCAGCCCAUUGUACGAUGACAUGCGGCAGAUGUGAAGACGUUGACCAAAGCUAUGACAGUUUAGAGACAGAAAAUUGUGAAGAUUUGACACCAGAUUGUGAGACAUAUAAGGAUGUUUGUCAACAAGAUCUGUAUGUGUCAUUAACAAAGGAAUAUUGCCGAAAGACUUGUGGCUUCUGCAAGCCCAAAUGUAGAGAUCGUCAUAAGAGUUGCAAACAAUAUUCAGAUGAUGGAUUCUGUACGGAUGUGACGUAUACGACAGACGAGAUAAGAUUCUUAUGUGGUCAAACAUGCAAGUUGUGCUAA
Molecule: messenger RNA, 1029 nt
Organism: Auanema sp. JU1783
Lineage: Eukaryota; Metazoa; Nematoda; Chromadorea; Rhabditida; Rhabditidae
Source: the annotation of a GenBank genome assembly